UUGCACCUCCCCCUCUCUACCACCCCGUCUCUCCCUUCAACCUCGCCUCUCCAACCGAGCCUCUUCUCCUACUUCACUCCAUAGACCCCUCCCUGCGGGUCUCCCCAAGUCACUGCAGUGAAACGCCCGGUGAAAGAGAGCGAGUGGUGAACCAAAAACACCCAACCGUGUUAAUACGCUAAUAUCAGCUACUGCGUCGCUUCAGAAGGCCGACGUUCCACCCUUGGCGAAAUCUGUCGAUUGGCGUCUCUGCACAUCUCUUGGUAGACGUUUCAUCGUCCAACCGGCAAGAUGGGAAAUGAAGCAAGCUACCCCAUGGAAAUGUGCACACAUUUCGAUGCUGAUGAGAUUAAGAGGCUAGGGAAGAGAUUUAAGAAACUCGACCUGGAUAAUUCAGGAUCCCUGAGUGUUGAAGAGUUUAUGUCCUUGCCGGAGUUACAACAGAAUCCUUUGGUGCAACGGGUCAUAGAUAUAUUUGACACAGAUGGCAACGGGGAAGUUGACUUCAAAGAGUUUAUAGAGGGUGUGUCCCAGUUCAGUGUCAAGGGAGACAAGGAACAGAAGCUGCGAUUUGCCUUUAGAAUCUAUGACAUGGACAAAGAUGGCUACAUAUCAAAUGGGGAGUUGUUCCAGGUGCUCAAAAUGAUGGUUGGGAACAACUUGAAGGACACCCAGCUUCAGCAGAUUGUUGACAAGACCAUUAUAAAUGCAGACAAGGAUGGAGACGGAAGAAUAUCUUUUGAGGAGUUUUGCGCAGUUGUAGGAGGCCUUGACAUACACAAAAAGAUGGUGGUGGACGUGUGAGCUUCCUGACUGAUCCGCAACACACAACAUGCUUUCUUCUCCAUCUCUCCGACCAUCAGCUCAAGAUGUCAGGCAGUCGCUCUCUAUGUAUUUAAAUGGAAGUAUUUUCUCUGUGAAGCCACUUUCUUCUAACACGAGCCUCGUGAAGCCAACUUGUGUUAUUGAACUCUUCUCCUGUCAAUAACCCUGGUGUAGCACUUUAAGAGACUGAAUGAUGGCUAGUCUUGUAAGAGCAUCUCUAUUUGGCGGUGAGAAGGGAGGAAGUUUGGCUUGUUUAUAUUUUGUUUGUUUUUUAUUGUUAUUUUUUAAAUAUUUAUUUGUUCUCAUCUUUUUUUAAAACAAAACAUGUCUUGCUUUUUAAGGGGAAAAUGUGCAGUUAGCUGAGUUGCAACUUAACAUACUUGAUCCGUAAAAUAUAACUGUAGGAUGUGCUGUGCCAAGCAGAAUAUUUAAUUAAUCAAUUCAGAAAACUGUACCAUCAUAUUAAAUUUGGAAGACAUAACUGCAAUUGCAUGAUUAAUAUAACUGUAUGCAAUUUCAUUUCAAAGCAACCGAUAAGGCAGUGGGAUUUUUUUCUAUAAUACACUUUGUAAUAUGAGGUUUUGAUUAGAUUUGAUAAAUUUAAUUUUGCUUCCAGUCUUGUUAAGAUUCUUUUGUCACUUGUUUAUAUUGUUGCAGAGUAAUGGGUUUCUUUGUGUUGCUUUCAGAUACAUAGUAAAGUAGAAUUAGAUGCCAAGAAAGUGUCGUCUUAGCAGUUUUUUUGUGUUCUUGUAACACACUUUACUUUAGUAAGCAAGCAGUCUGCAUCCUCAUCACACACGCCAGUGCUUACCAUUGACCAAUACACGUUGCAAAAUUUCUAUUAAAACCAUUAAGAAUGUUUUUAUGGACUUGUAUUUUCUUAUAGAAUUGCAUUUGGAAUGCAGUCAAUGUUCACAAAACCCAAAGUUUUAAGUGUUGAUCUCUAAUUCUGGAAGUCCAAUACAUCUGUUGUUGCGCUUUUAUUCACAAACUGCUGGCAGAAUUUUCCUCUUUUAUAAGUCAAUAUAUGUAUAUUAAGUACUCAUAAGCAUUGGCUCAUCUUCAGAUAAUCAGAGGAAAGCUUUACACAUGUAUACAGUUCAUCGUCCUAAGGGUCGCUGUGCACUGUAAUUUCAGUUUUUGUCUUCUAUAUAGUGCAAUGGAAUAACUGUACUCUUGACAUUUACAUAUUGGCAUGACAGGCGUACAAUUGAAUACACUUUGUGAAUUGUAUGUGGACUUUUUUCUUUCUAAGUAGGUUUCUUUCCCCUGAUGGAUAAAACCCACAGUAUGUGAGCACUCAAGGAGUUAUUAGUUGUGAGAACACUUCCUCAAACCAAACGAUGGUAUACAUUAGGUGAACGAGAGCACUCUGUGAAAUUUCAACUUGUGCAUGUGCUUCAGCACAAUUGGAGUGAUUCUGCUGACAGGUGGCACAAAGCAGUCACCAUUAUGGUGCACAAUCUUACAAAUCUGUUCGAUUGGGGAAACAAGGGUCUUGCAUGACAUGGAAACUUCCCUUAAUGCAUGUCAAUCCAUUUUGAAAUGCUCCUAUUGUUUACACAAUGAUUGUGAUGUUUAUAAUAUAUUAACAAUUAAAAUGUUUAAUAUGGAUGUUGCCAAAAUUUGGUAAGUGUACACACGAUUGGUAAUAACCAUAAGUGAACCUACUUCAGUGUAACUUUUAUACUCACCUGGAUCAAUGAAAUGCUUGAAUUCCACUAACGUUGCAUAUCUGGUCCUGUCAACUGCCACAUACUCUGCUUAAAAGGGGAUUUUUUUUUUUGUACAUAAAUAUUUGUUUGAUGCGGUUCCAGCUCUUCACUGUCCAUAUAACCAAUUGAAGUUUCAGUUAUACCAUACCUUUAGUUUGGUGGAAUGGAUACUUAGUGUGUGUGAGGGGGGCAAAAGCAUAAAAGUUUUAAAGAAUUAAGUUUCAGUUUUAGGGUUUUUAUCCUUCUCUGCAUGCUGCAUCUUAUGCUGUGGGAUUCUUGGACUUAAUACUGUAUGAAAAAAAAAAAACAAUAAACUUGAAACAUUUAAUCUG
Alosa sapidissima (American shad) is the source of this 2872-nucleotide messenger RNA. It is a transcript of the gene ppp3r1a, whose product is annotated as protein phosphatase 3, regulatory subunit B, alpha a. The record is from RefSeq and is a predicted model, not a curated record. Bases 292 to 804 code for a protein of 170 amino acids. Gene Ontology annotation, molecular function: calcium ion binding; calcium-dependent protein serine/threonine phosphatase regulator activity. Lineage: Eukaryota; Metazoa; Chordata; Actinopteri; Clupeiformes; Clupeidae. The transcript has 6 exons.